AUGCAGGUGGACAUUGGGCAGUUCUUUGCCGAGCAUGACAUCGUGCCGAUGCUGGUCGACCGCGCACCUGACGCGUUCGCGAAGGUAGUGUACCGUGGGAAGAAGCUGGUGGACGCGGGCAAGGAACUGUCGCCGGCGGAGGUGCGCGAGGAACCGAAGGUGGAGUGGUACGCGGACCCGACCGCACUCUACACGCUCAUCAUGACCGAUCCGGACUCGCCGAGCCGCAUGGAGCCGUGGAACCGUGAGUUUGCCCACUGGCUCGUUGGGAACGUCCCUGGGCGCCACGUCCAGAACGGUGACACGCUGUUCGAGUACAUUCCGGUGUUUCCCCGGUCGGGCGUUGGCUUCCAUCGGUACAUCUUUCUGGUGUUUCGGCAGCAAUCGUGGAACGACUACUCGCAGGCACCGCGGGCAUCGAGCAAAAAUCGGACGCCACGGAUACGGUUCUGUACGCGAGAUUUCGCCCGACACUACAGCUUGGGCAGCCCGGUGGCGGGCAAUUUCUUCAUCGCCCAGUACGACGACUACGUGCCAGUCAUACUGUCCCGAUAUCCCGCGUCGGAUGAUUACUAG
Molecule: messenger RNA, 576 nt
Organism: Anopheles gambiae (African malaria mosquito)
Lineage: Eukaryota; Metazoa; Arthropoda; Insecta; Diptera; Culicidae
Product: protein D2
Exons: 2
Coding region: 1-576 (191 amino acids)
Source: RefSeq, a predicted model, not a curated record